AUGGAUGAAAAAUAUUAUGCAACAUAUACUAUCGCCACUAAUCUUUUAUCGAGUCGAAUACCAAAGUCGCCGGAGCCAGGUCCGGACCCCGGGUCACAACCAGCUAUCUCGUCGAGCUCGCCUCAAAGUUCCGAGAAUCAAGCUAUUUUGAACGUUCCCAUUGGUUUCUCAAGUUUGCUUAAAAUUAAUUUACCAACCUUUAACGGAAAGUUUGAUGCUUGGUUAGGGUUCUAUGAUUCAUUGAAUUCGCUUGUUUAUCAAGAUUCGCGCAUUGCUGCCAUUCAUAAAUUGUUUCAUUUGAAAGGCUGUCUCGUCGAUGAAGCCGCGGACGUUAUCUCUACAAUUGAAACAUCAGCAGAAAAUUAUGAAGUGGCAUGGAAAUUGUUGAAAGAUCGCUACGAUAAUCAGAAGGUGAUGCGUUAA
Molecule: messenger RNA, 423 nt
Organism: Belonocnema kinseyi
Lineage: Eukaryota; Metazoa; Arthropoda; Insecta; Hymenoptera; Cynipidae
Exons: 1
Coding region: 1-423 (140 amino acids)
Source: RefSeq, a predicted model, not a curated record